This is a messenger RNA of Prorocentrum cordatum, 322 nucleotides long. NCBI's taxonomy places the organism in Eukaryota, Dinophyceae, Prorocentrales, Prorocentraceae. The record is from the annotation of a GenBank genome assembly.
AUGCUGCUCCGGAUCGCGCACGACGACUUCGACCUCAUGGGGAGAGAGUCAACCGCAGGUAGAAGGAGCCAGCCUACCGUUGCUUGCCUGACCGACUGCUGCUUCAAAGGCUUGGACCUCUACGGGAUGGGCGCUAUUGGAGUUCAGCAUCAGAACAGUGAGAAGGAUUAUCAUACUUACGAGCCCGAGGCUUACAGGAGGCUCAGAGAGGGCCAGCUGGCCUACGAGGAGCAGGAGGCAUCACCAUCUGAAGAUACGACUCACGGAGUGCAGCAGGUUCUGAGCAAUAGAGUACAGCCAUUGUGCUUCCAGAAGUACCUCG